Molecule: messenger RNA, 1429 nt
Organism: Lycium ferocissimum
Lineage: Eukaryota; Viridiplantae; Streptophyta; Magnoliopsida; Solanales; Solanaceae
Product: telomere repeat-binding factor 4-like
Exons: 6
Coding region: 235-1068 (277 amino acids)
Biological process (GO): nucleosome assembly
Cellular component (GO): nucleosome
Molecular function (GO): double-stranded telomeric DNA binding
Source: RefSeq, a predicted model, not a curated record
UGCGUGUGAGUAUUUAGUUAAGGUUGUUUCCAUAAUAGAUGGAUGAGAGUUGAGAGUGUGGGCGGGAGGGGAGGUUUAUAAGUAAGCAAAAUUACAUUUGUUUCCUUCAACAAAAUCUCACAUUAAUAAAAUCUGGCUUAAACACUAGUAUUAGAUUGAGCAUUAUUAAUCAAAAAAGCUCCUGGAAUUUUCUUCAACAACGUCAAUCCAAUACAUAGAGAGAGAGAGAGAGAGAUGGGGAAUCGGAAAGUGAAAUGGACAUCAGAGGAAGAAGAAGCCCUAAAAGCAGGUGUAGCCAAACACGGCACAGGAAGAUGGAAGAAUAUACUAAGGGAUCCUCAAUUCGCUCCUCUUUUGACUAAUCGCUCUAACAUCGACCUCAAGGACAAAUGGCGAAAUAUGUGUAUUUACACUGCUGCGCAAGGCCAAGGGUCUAAAGAUAAAUCUAGAUCUGCUCGUGCAAGACCAGUGGCAAUAGAUGCACGUGUGCCUUCUACUGCUCAAAGUUUUCAGGCUAUUACUUCAGCAUUGGAGAAUGAAGCCAUUGAUGAUUCUCCGAGAAGCCCACAGGAAGGCUCGAAUGCUCCAAAGUAUAAAGAUAUGAUCUUUGAAGCUCUGUCAUCCAUGAAGGGUUCAUAUGGAUCUGAUCUUGGUGCCAUUGUGGGAUUUAUUGAGCAACGACAUGAAGUACCACAAAAUUUUAGAAAGUUAUUGAGUUCCAAGUUGAGAAGACUUGUUUUGCAAGGAAAACUUGAAAAGGUCCAGAACUGCUAUAAGAUUAAAGAUGCAACAUUAGAAACCAAAACACCCACUCCAAUACAAAGAGAUGUCCGGUCAUUGCCAGCUCCAAAUUCAGCUGUAAAAGUCUCCUGUGAAACAGCUGAAGAAGCUGCUAGGAUUGCUGCUGACAAGAUUGUUGAUGCAGAAAAUAAGUCUUAUUUGGAAGCUGAAGCAGUUAAAGAUGCAGAAAUGAAGUCAAAAAUGGCUGACGAUGCAGAGACAAUGUUACAACUUGUCAAAGAGAUCUAUGAACAAUGUUCACGAGGAGAAAUUGUUUUCUUGGCUUGAUCACCAUUUGCAAUGGUUUGUAUAUACUGCUCGUUGAGAUGCGGAGAUGCUUUUCAUUUUCUGAUAGCUGUGGGUUCCAACCAAUUCAAUUUCCUUUAGAAGUAUACUUGAGAAAAAUCAUGGUCACACCUUGAAGCUUCAGAGAUGACGAUCAUUAAUAUCUUGUGUAUCCUGCCCAUCUAAUCUCUUUAGUACAGGCUAUAGGCAACUCUUACAUUCAAAUUUCACUAAAUCCUGUUCAUAGAUUUGCUUAAUGAGCUAUUCUCUUCUUUUUUGGCGAGAGGAGACUAUAUUGAUGAGAGUUUUAUUGUUACUGGCAUACAUAAUCACCAGCUCUGUGGAGGUAUUUGUUUUACAAUAA